UAUCUUUCAGAUGGCUCUAAAAUAAUUCCUAAAGUCACAGAAAUAAUACCUAAAUAUGGCAGCAUAAAUGGAGCAACAAGACUGACUAUCAAAGGAGAAGGUUUUGCUCAAGCAAACCAGUUUAACUAUGGAGUUGAUGAUGCUGAGUUGGGGAACACUGUACAAUUAGUUUCUUCUUUUCGAUCCAUUUCUUGUGAUGUAGAAAAAGAUGCAAGUCAUUCAACUCACAUUACAUGCUAUACUAGAGCAAUGCCAGAAGAUUCCUACACUGUUCGAGUCAGUGUGGAUGGGGUUCCUGUUACAGAAAAUAAUACCUGCAGAGGUCUCAUCCACAGCCGAGCUUGCAGCUUCUACGCAAAAAGUUUCAGAACUCCAACAAUAAGGAGCAUCACACCUUUAUCUGGGACUCCAGGCACACUAAUAACAAUCCAAGGCAGAAUCUCCACUGAUGUCUAUGGAAGUAAUACUGCACUAAGCUCAAAUGGGAAAAAUGUUAGGAUUUUGAGAGUGUAUAUUGGAGGAAUGCCCUGUGAGCUUCUUAUACCACAGUCUGAUGAUUUGUAUGGUUUAAAACUAGAUCAUCCAAGUGGAGACAUGGGUUCUAUGAUUUGUAAGACGACUGGAACUUACAUUGGUCAUCACAAUGUCAGUUUCAUCUUGGAUAGUGAUUACGGAAGGAGUUUCCCAGAAAAAAUGGCAUAUUUUGUUUCCUCUCUGAAUAAAAUUUCAAUGUUUCAAACAUAUGCAGAGAUCACUAUGAUUUCACCUUCACAAGGAAGCAUUCAAGGUGGCACCACGCUAACAAUAAGCGGACGGUUCUUUGAUCAAACAGAUUUCCCCGUCAGAGUUCUAGUUGGAGGUCAAGCCUGUGAUGUUUUGAAUGUCACAGAAAAUAUUAUAUGUUGCAAGACAUCCCCUAAGCCUGAUAUUCUCAGAACUGUACAUCCAGGUGGGAGAGGUCUUAAGCUUGAGGUAUGGAAUAAUAGUCGGCCAGUGCAUCUUGAAGAGAUACUUGAAUACAAUGAAAAGACGCCAGGCUACAUGGGUGCCAGUUGGGUAGAUUCAGCUUCCUAUAUUUGGCCCAUGGAGCAGGACACAUUUGUAGCACGCUUCAGUGGAUUUUUGGUGGCUCCGGAUUCUGAUGUUUAUAGAUUCUACAUCAAAGGUGAUGACCGUUACGCAAUUUAUUUCAGCCAGACUGGGCUUCCAGAAGAUAAGAUAAGGAUUGCAUAUCAUUCUUCCAAUGCCAACAGCUAUUUUUCCAGUCCAACACAAAGAUCCAAUGACAUUCAUCUUCAGAAAGGAAAAGAAUAUUACAUUGAAAUCUUGCUACAGGAGUAUAGACUGAGUGCUUUUGUUGAUGUUGGACUGUACCAGUAUGGAAAUGUCUACACUGAACAACAAACAGAAGAUGCAGUCAACGAAGAACAAGUUAUUCAAUCCCAGUCAGCAAUUGUCCAGGAAGUGCAGGUUAUAACAUUGGAAAACUGGGAAACAACUAAUGCCAUCGAGGAAGUUCAGAGGAUCACGGUAAUCAGCCCAUGUAUAGAAGUCAGUUCCUGCUCCCUUUACCAAUAUAGAUUAAUUUACAACAUGGAAAAAACAGCCUUUCUACCUGCUGAUGCUUCUGACUUCUUACUGCAAUCAGCCCUAAAUGACCUCUGGUCUUUAAAACCGGAUACAGUUCAAGUAACAAGAACACAAAAUCCCCAAAGUUAUGUUUACACGGUAACCUUUAUAUCAACUAGAGGAGACUUUGAUCUGCUUGGUUAUGAAGUAUUUGAAGGAUAUAAUGUCACAGUGGAUAUUAUAGAACAAACCAAAGGAAAACCCAGUUUGGACACAUUCACACUGAAUUGGGAUGGAGUCACUUCUAAGCCUCUUACCCCAUGGUCAGCAGAAGCUGAGUUUCAGGCAGCAGUGGAAGAGAUGGUUAGCGCUAAGUGUCCACCGCAAAUUGCAGAUUUUGAAGAAGGAUUUGUUGUGAAAUACUUCAGAGAUUAUGAAACUGAUUUUAACAUGGAUCACAUUAAUAGAGGGCAGAAGACAGCUGAAACUGAUGCUUACUGUGGUCGUUAUUCCCUGAAAAACCCAGCUGUUCUUUUCGACUCAGCAGAUGUUAAACCAAACAGACUACCAUAUGGAGACAUUUCAUUAUUUCCUUAUAAUCAGUUAUGUUUAGCAUACAAAGGAUUCCUGGCAAAUUAUAUUGGUCUAAAAUUUCAAUACCAAGACAAAAGCAAGAUUACUAGAAGCAUUGAUGUACAAUUUACAUAUAGUUUUGCUUAUGGAAACAACUGGACAUACACUUGCAUAGACCUUCUGGACCUUAUACAAACCAAAUACACUGGGACUAAUUUUUCUCUUCAGAGGAUUAGUGUGCAGAAAGCAUCAGAAUCACAGUCCUUUUAUGUGGAUAUAGUAUACAUUGGACAGACACCUACAAUUUCAAUAUGGGAUGAAAUGCCAAAGAGAAGACUACCAGCAUUAGCAAACAAAGGGAUAUUUCUAAAGCACUUUCAGGUGAAUCAGACCAAAAGUAAUGGGUCAAGUAUGACAAGCCAAUAUUCUGUCACCAUGACUUCAUAUAACUGCAGUUACAAUAUACCCAUGAUGGCUGUCAGUUUUGGGCAGGUAAUCACCAACGAGACAGAGAAUGAGUCUGUUUACAGAGGAAACAAUUGGCCAGGGGAGUCAAGGAUCCGUAUUCAAAGAAUUCAAGCAGCGUCUGCACCUCUCAGUGGCAGCUUUGACAUUCAAGCUUAUGGACAUGUUCUCAAAGUUAUAAUUGAUGUUAAUGAUUCCAACAUUAUUGGAGAAAUGGCUAAUGUGACAGUUACGAAGGUAAAGGAAGGUGGCUUAUUCAGACAACGCAUACUUGGAGACCUACUUCGUACACCCAGCCAACAGCCACAGGUUGAAGUCUAUGUUAAUGGAAUUCCUGCUAAAUGUUCAGGUGACUGUGGGUUUACAUGGGAUCCCAUGACUACUCCCAUAAUCCGGACCAUAAGCCCUUCCAAAGGGUCCUCUGAAGAAGGAACAAUUCUAACCAUAUCAGGUUCUGGAUUCUCUCCUAGUUCAGCUGUUUCUGUCUCAGUUGGACCAAUAGGUUGCUCCCUUCUUUCUGUGAAUGAAAAUGUGAUCAAGUGCCAGAUCCUGAAUGGAAGUGCUGGACACUUCCCAGUUGCUGUGUCCAUAGCUGACGUUGGACUAGCACGGCACGUAGAGGACGAGGAAUUCCACUUCAUGUAUCAGAGUCAGAUCGCACACAUCUGGCCUGUUUCUGGAAGCUUAGCAGGUGGUAAUCUUCUGACUCUAUCUGGAACUGGCUUUAAUGAAAAUUCAAAGGUAUUAGUUGGAAACGAAACCUGCAAUGUGAUUGAUGGGGAUUUGAAUAAGAUAACCUGCAGAACCCCAAAAAAUUGAGAGGGUACAGUUGAUAUUUCAGUUAUUACCAAUGGAUUUCAAGCCACAGCAAAGGAUGCUUAUAGUUACAAUUGUUUACAGACUCCAGUUAUAACUGAUUUUAGUCCCAGAGUACGGACAAUACUAGGAGAAAGAAAUUUAACAAUUAAGGGUUAUAACUUUGGAACUGACCUCAAACAAAGCGUGGAGGUGUAUGUGGGAGGAAAACCCUGCCAGAUUCUUCACUGGAACUUCACCGAAAUCAGAUGCCUUUUGCCCACGUUGUCUCCUGGGAAACAUGAUAUCCAUGUAGAAGUCAGAAACUGGGGGUUUGCUUCCACAAGAGACAAGUUAAAUGCUUCUAUACAGUAUAUUUUGGAAGUGAACAAUGUGUUUCCACAGAGAGGUUCCUUAUAUGGGGGAACUGAAAUCACUAUAAUGGGCUUGGGGUUCAGCACAAUACCCACUGAGAACACCGUGCUCUUAGUACAUGGGUUAGGUUAUGCCUGGUCACCAUCAGUCUUAAAUGUAUCUGUGGGAGACACUGUGACAUGGCAUUGGCAAGCACGUCCAUUUCUUACGGGAAUAGGAUAUAGAGUUUUCUCUGUCUCCAGUCCUGGAAGUGUAACUUAUGAUGGCAAAGGAUUUAUGAAUGGAAGAGAAAAAUCCGUAUCAGGUUCAUUUUCUUACCAAUUUACUUCACCUGGAAUCCAUUAUUAUAGCAGUGGGUAUGUUGAUGAGGCCCACUCCAUUGUUCUCCAAGGAGUCAUUAACGUUCUACCAGCUGAAAGCAGGCACAUUCCCCUGCACCUGUCUGUGGGCAGCACCGAAGCCACAUACGCUCAGGGAGAACCUGUGAAUUUGCACGUGGGAAGCUCUGUGACAGGCUGCCUAGCAACAGAACCCCUGUGUGGCCUGAACAAUACCGGGGUUAAAAAUUCAGAUAAAUUGCUCUUUGAGCUUUCAAGUUGUUUUUCACCAUCUAUCAGCAACAUUAGUCCAUCUACCGGAACAGUAAAUGAACUGGUAACGAUUACUGGACAUGGCUUCAGUAAUCUGACAUGUGCUAAUAAGGUUACAAUUGGUAGCUAUCCCUGUGUUGUAGAAGAAAGUACUGCCAAUUCCAUUGUAUGUCAUAUUGACCCUCAAAACUCAAUGGAUGUUGGCAUCAGGGAAAUUGUCACUCUAACUGUCUACAACCUGGGCAUUGCUAUCAACACCCUGCCCAAUGAAUUCGAUAGGCGAUUUGUACUUUUGCCAAACAUCGAUAUGGUGUUGCCAAAUGCAGGAUCAACUACAGGAAUGACAAAAGUGACCAUAAAAGGCUCUGGAUUCUCAGUUUCUUCUGCAGCUGUCGAGGUCCGUAUGGGCCGUUUUCCAUGUGAAGUUCUAUCAGUGAAUUAUACAACCAUUGAAUGUGAAACAUCUCCUGCUCCCCACCAGCUUGUGACAAUACAGCUUCUAAUCCAUGGAGUGCCUGCCCAGUGUCAGGGGAACUGCAGCUUUUCCUACUCAGAAAGCAUCGCUGCUUUUAUCACAAGCAUCUCCCCAAAUUCUAUCACGGGAUCUGUAAAAGCCCUUAUUGAAGGAGAAGGUUUGGGCACUAUCUUAGAGGACAUUGCUGUUUUCAUUGGUAACCAACAGUUCAGAGCUGUAGAUGUCACUGAUAAUAACAUCACUGUUCUUGUGACUCCUCUCCCGGCUGGACUUCAUCCUGUUAGUGUUGUGGUGGGAAGUAAGGGCCUGGCCCUGGGAAACCUGAGUGUUAGCAGCCCCGCAGUGGCAUCUGUCAGGCCGGCUUCUGGAAGCAUUGGUGGUGGAACGACUUUGGUGAUCACAGGAAAUGGCUUCUAUCCAGGCAAAACCACUGUCACUGUUGGGGAUGAAUCUUGUCAGAUUAUUUCUGUCAACACCAGUGAAGUCUACUGCCGCACCCCAGCAGGAGCAGCUGGACGGGUCAAUGUGAAGAUCUUUGUUAACGCAGUCGCUUACCCACCACUGUCGUUUACGUAUGCCUGGGAGGAUACGCCACUCCUCAGAGAGAUUGUUCCAAGCACAGGUCCACCAGGAACCAAAAUUGAGAUCACUGGAUCAAAUUUUGGUAUUGAUAUCUUGGAAAUUUCGGUGGUUAUAAAUAAUAUUCAGUGUAAUGUAACCAUGGUCAAUGACAGUGUAUUGCAAUGCAUCGUUGGAGAUCACGCUGGUGGCACGUUUCCUGUUAUGAUGCAUCAUGAGACAAAAGGCUCUGCUGUGUCCACACUUGUAUUUGAGUACCCACUUACCAUUCACAAUAUUCAGCCAACCCAAGGGAGCUUCGGUGGUGGUCAGACCAUGACUGUGACAGGCACCGGGUUUAAUCCACAAAAUUCCGAAAUAUUAGUGUGUGGCUCAGAAUGUGCAGUCGAUAGGCUUAAAUCUGAUUACACAACAUUGUUAUGUGAAAUUCCACCUUAUAAUGGCAGGGGACCUGAGCAAGCCUGUGAAGUGAGUGUGGUCAAUGGGAAGGAUUUGUCACGGUCCACAGCUCCUUUCACGUACACCAUGUCACUGACUCCGCUCAUCACCAAAAUAACUCCCGAGAGAGGCAGUACAGCAGGGGGCACCAGACUUACAGUCAUGGGAUCAGGCUUCAGUGAAAAUACACAGGAUGUUCACGUCACCAUAGCUGAAACCAAAUGUGAUGUUGAGUAUUCCAAUGAGACAUGUAUCAUCUGCAUGACAAAUGCCCACACUCCUUCAGGGUGGGCUCCCGUGCGCGUCACCGUGGGAAGCAUGGGGAUGGCCAAACGGGAGAAGGCUGACUUCCUGUAUGUCGAUGCUUGGUCCUCCAACUGCACGUGGGGAGGGGAGCCUCCUCCGGAGGAAGGGUCGCUGGUCGUCAUUCCGAAAGGACAGACAGUUUUGCUGGAUCAAAACACCCCUGUUCUGAAAAUGUUGCUUAUUCAGGGUGGAACUCUAAUAUUUGAUGAAGCUGACAUUGAACUCCAGGCAGAUUGUUUAAACUUGUGAAAUGCCUUGCAGAUUGGGACGGAAGCAUCCCCCUUUCAACACAAGGCGGUCAUCACCUUGCACGGGCACCUGCGGUCUCCUGAGCUCCCCGUGUAUGGGGCUAAGACACUGGCGGUGCGCGAGGGAGUCCUGGAUCUGCAUGGUCUUCCUGUCCCUGUGGUCUGGACCCGUUUGGCUCAUACUGCACAGGCAGGGGAAAGGACUCUGAUUUUACAAGAAGCAGUAACAUGGAAACCAGGAGAUAAGAUUGUGGUUGCAAGCACAGGACACAGACACAGUCAAAGAGAGAAUGAAGAAAGGACCAUCGAAUUUGUGUCUGCUGAUGGCAUAAGCAUAACGCUGACUCACCCGCUGAAUUACACACACUUAGGAAUCACUGUCCCCCUUCCUGAUGGAACUCUGUUUGAAGCAAGGGCAGAAGUUGGAAUUCUUACAAGAAAUAUUUUAAUAAGAGGAUCUGAUAAUGUGGAGUGGCAUCACAAAAUUCCAGCAUGUCCUGAUGGAUUUGACACAGGUGAAUUUGCUACACAGACAUGUCUCCAAGGAAAGUUUGGAGAAGAAAUAGGAAGUGAUCAAUUUGGAGGCUGCAUUAUGUUUCAUGCUCCUGUACCUGGUGCUAACAUGGUAACUGGAAGAAUAGAAUAUGUAGAGGUGUUCCAUGCUGGCCAGGCUUUUCGGCUGGGGAGGUACCCAAUACAUUGGCACCUGCUGGGAGAUUUACAGUUUAAAUCUUAUGUCAGAGGCUGUGCAAUUCACCAGACAUACAACAGAGCUGUUACUAUCCAUAACACUCAUCACCUUCUGGUUGAGAGGAAUAUCAUAUAUGAUAUCAAAGGAGGAGCAUUUUUUAUAGAAGACGGUAUUGAACACGGCAAUAUCCUGCAGUAUAACUUGGCAGUAUUUGUACAGCAAAGUACUAGUCUUCUGAAUGAUGAUGUGACCCCAGCUGCAUUUUGGGUAACCAACCCAAACAACACCAUUCGGCACAAUGCAGCUGCUGGGGGCACUCACUUUGGCUUCUGGUACCGAAUGAAUGACCACCCUGAUGGGCCAUCCUAUGACCGAAACGUCUGCCAAAAAAGAAUUCCCCUUGGCGAAUUCUUUAACAACACUGUUCAUUCUCAAGGUUGGUUUGGAAUAUGGAUAUUUGAAGAAUAUUUCCCCAUGCAAACAGGAUCUUGUACUUCUACAGUGCCAGUGCCUGCAAUAUUUAAUUCACUUACUACUUGGAAUUGUCAAAAAGGAGCUGAAUGGGUCAAUGGAGGUGCCCUUCAGUUCCAUAACUUUGUGAUGGUAAAUAAUUAUGAGUCUGGAAUCGAGACCAAGAGGAUCCUGGGCGCUUAUACUGGAGGAUGGGGUGAAACCAAUGGGGCGGUGAUUAAAAAUGCCAAAAUAGUCGGCCAUCUUGAUGAAUUGGGAAUGGGACCUGCAUUUUGUACAAUGAGAGGCCUGGUCCUCCCAUUUAGCGAAGGCUUGACUGUGUCUUCCGUACACUUCAUGAACUUUGACCGUCCCAACUGUGUAGCUUUGGGAGUGACAUCCAUCACUGGAGUUUGUAAUGAGAGAUGUGGAGGUUGGAGUGCAAAAUUUGUUGACAUCCAGUAUUUUCACACACCAAACAAGGCUGGCUUUCGAUGGGAACAUGAAGUGGUACUGAUUGAUGUCGAUGGCUCACUCACAGGUCACAAAGGACACACUGUCAUUCCACACAGCUCAUUGCUGGACCCUUCUCACUGCACUCAGGAAGCCGAGUGGAGCGUAGGGUUCCCUGGGUCUGUCUGUGAUGCCUCAGUCAGCUUCCAUCGUUUAGCGUUCAACAAGCCUUCUCCAGUAUCUCUGCUUGAAAAGGAUGUGGUUCUCUCAGACUCUUUUGGCACAAGCAUUGUUCCCUUUCGGAAGAAAAGACUAACUCAUAUGUCUGGAUGGAUGGCUCUGAUUCCAAAUGCAAAGCACAUUAACUGGUACUUUAAAGGUGUGGAUCACAUAACCAACAUAUCAUACACAUCAACAUUCUAUGGAUUUAAGGAAGAAGACUAUGUCAUCAUAUCUCAUAACUUCACUCAAAAUCCUGAUAUGUUUAAUGUUAUUGAUAUGAGGAAUGGCUCCUCAAAUCCCUUGAGCUGGAAUACCAGCAAGAAUGGAGACUGGCACCUUGAAGCAAACACUAGUACUCUGUAUUACUUGGUGUCGGGGAGAAAUGACCUUCCUCAAAGCCAGCCCGUGUCUGGGAACCUGGAUCCUGAUGUGAAAGAUGUUAUUAUUAAUUUCCAAGCUUACUGCUGCGUUCUCCAGGAUUGCUUUCCUGUACAUCCGCCAUCAAGAAAUCCAGUUCCCAGGAAGCGACCAGCCACAUACAACUUAUGGUCAAAUGAUUCUUUUUGGCAAUCAUCUCGGGAAAAUAAUUAUACCAUACCUCACCCAGGAGCAAAUGUGGUUAUCCCUGAAGGAACAUGGGUUGUAGCAGACACAGAUAUCCCACCACUGGAAAGGCUCAUUAUUUGGGGGGUUCUGGAACUGGAAGAUAAACAUAAUGUGGAAGCUGCAGAGUCUUCUUACAGAAAAGUCGUUUUGAAUGCUACCUACAUAUCACUGCAGGGAGGUAGAUUAAUUGGUGGCUGGGAAGAUAACCCUUUUAAAGGAGAAUUACAGAUUGUUCUCAGAGGAAAUCAUUCUACUCCAGAGUGGGCUUUCCCAGAAGGACCAAAUCAAGGAUCAAAGGUCUUAGGGGUGUUUGGUGAGCUGGACCUUCAUGGACUUCCACGUUCGAUAUAUAAAACUAAACUCUCAGAAACCGCAGAGGCAGGUUCCAAAGUCCUGUCUCUGAUGGAUGCUGUGGAUUGGCAGGAGGGAGAAGAGAUUGUGAUAACAACCACGGGUUAUGAUAUCCACCAGACAGAAACCAGAAGCAUCGCUAAAAUCCUGCAUGGUCACAAAAUUCUCAUUCUCAAUAAGCCCCUUUCCUACACUCACCUUGGUGAAAGAUACCAAGUUCCUGGAACACGUCAGAGCUACACAUUAGCAGCUGAUGUUGGGAUACUGAGCAGGAACAUCAAAAUACUUGGUGAAGACUACCCAGGUUGGUUCCAGGAAUCAUUUGGUGCACGUGUCCUGAUCAGCUCAUUCACUGAAAAUAUGAUGACUUUUAAAGGAAAUGCAAGGAUAAGUGAUGUGGAAUUUUAUCACAGUGGCCAGGAAGGCUUCAGGGACAGCACGGACCCACGAUAUGCUGUCACAUUUCUUAACCUAGGACAGAUUCAAGAACGUGGCUCAUCUUACAUUCGAGGCUGUGCUUUUCACCAUGGCUUUUCCCCAGCAAUCGGUGUGUUUGGGACAGAUGGAUUGGACAUAGAUGAUAACAUCAUUCACUUUACAGUGGGGGAAGGCAUAAGAAUAUGGGGGGAUGCCAACAGAGUCCGAGGAAACUUGGUUGCACUUUCGGUUUGGCCGGGAACCUAUCAGAACAGAAAAGAUUUAAGUUCAACUCUCUGGCAUGCAGCAAUUGAGAUAAAUAGAGGGACCAAUACAGUCUUACAAAAUAACGUCGUGGCUGGAUUUGGAAGGGCGGGAUACCGCAUUGACGGGGAGCCUUGCUCAAGAGUUUUUAGAUUUCAAGCACUGAAACAUGAAACAUCACAGAGGAAUUCAGAGUUUAAGUUCCUGGAAUGGGACAUCAACCUAUUAAGCUCAUUAAUUGUUGGAAGUAGCCCUGAAUUCAAUUGCUCUGAUCUCCUAACAAAUGAUGAUCCCAAUAUCGAACUUUCUGCUGCCCAUCGGAGUUCUAGACCUCCAUCAGGAGGGAGAAGCGGGAUUUGCUGGCCCACCUUUGCUUCAGCACAUAACAUGGCACCCCGGAAGCCUCACGCGGGGAUCAUGAGUUACAACGCCAUCAGUGGCCUUUUGGAAGUUUCAGGUUCAACAUUUGUUGGAUUCAAGAAUGUUUGUUCAGGUGAAACUAAUGUGAUAUUCAUUACUAACCCUUUAAAUGAGGAUUUACAGCAUCCAAUCCAUGUGAAGAACAUACAGCUGGUUGACACUAUUGAAAAAGCAAAAAUAUUUAUACAUAGGCCUGAUAUAAGGAAGGUGAAUCCAUCUGAUUGUGUAGACAUGGUUUGUGAUGCCAAAAGAAAAUCUUUUCUCAGAGAUUUGGAUGGCUCCUUUCUGGGGAAUUCUGGUUCAGUGAUACCUCAAUCAGAAUAUGAAUGGAAUGGAAAUAGCCAAUUUGGAAUCGGAGACUACAGAAUUCCAAAGGUUAUGCUCACAUUCCCAAAUGGAAGUAGAAUUCCUAUCACUGAGAAAGCACCUUAUAAAGGAAUUAUUAGAGAUUCAACCUGUAGAUACAUUCCAGAAUGGCAGAGCUAUCGGUGCUUUGGGAUGGAAUAUGCAAUGAUGGUCAUUGAAAGCCUGGAUUCUGACACCGAAACUCGAAGACUCUCACCUGUGGCUAUAGUGAGCAGUGGUUAUGUAGAUCUCAUUAAUGGCCCACAGGAUCAUGGUUGGUGUGCCGGAUACUCCUGCCAGAGAAGACUGUCCCUGUUUCACAGCAUUGUGGCUCUGAACAAAUCUUAUGAAGUUUACUUCACUGGCACUAGUCCUCAGAAUCUUCGACUGAUGUUGCUUAACGUGAAGCACGACAAGGCUGUUCUGGUAGGAAUUUUUUUUUCCACACCGCAGCGUUUGGAUGUCUAUGUGAACAAUGCAUUGGUCUGCCCCAAAGAUACAGUAUGGAACCCCCAACAGAAACACUGUGAAUUUAAUAGACAUCUACACACAGAGCAAUUCCUUCCUAACCUGAAUUCCAGUGUCCUUGGUGAAAACUACUUUGAUAGAACCUACCAGAUGCUUUACCUUUUGGUUAAAGGAACCAUGCCUGUUGAAAUCCACACCACCGCAGUCAUUUUUGUUUCUUUCCAAAUACCUGCUGUAACAGAAGAGGACUUUUAUAGCUCUCAUAAUCUAGUUAGGAAUCUUGCCUUGUUCCUAAAGAUACCAAGUGACAAAAUCCGUAUCAGCAAAGUAAUAGGAGGGGACAGUGUGCGCAAGAAGAGAUCCAUGGGACUCACGGUUCAACUGGAGAUUGGAGAUCCGCCCCCUCAGUUCAUAACCAAUGACACCGCAGGUCAGAUGCAAUUAUCUGAACUCCAAGAAGUUGCUGCUUCUCUUGGACAAGCUGUAAUUUUAGGAAAAACCAGUAGUACCCUUGGAUUUAAUGUCUCUUCCAUGUCACUUAUCAAUCCCAUUCCUAGCUCAAGUGAUUCUGAAUGGAUUAAGGUGACUGCCCAACCAGUUGAAAGGUUUGCAUUUCUUGUUCAUCAUGUGGCCGUUGUGUCCUCGCUCUCAGUGAUCAGUCAACCAGUGGCAGCGCAGCUGGGACAGCCUCUUUCUCAGCAGCCUUCAGUAAAGGCAGUAGAUCCAGACGGUAAUUGUGUAUCAGUUGGGAUUACUUCAUUGACUUUGAAGGCCAUACUAAAGGACUCCAACAAUAACCAAAUCAGUGGUCUUGGUGGAAAUACAACAAUUCCAUUUAGCAGCUGUUGGGCCAACUACACGGACCUUACUCUUCUUAGAACAGGGAAAAAUUAUAAGAUUGAAUUUAUUCUGGACAAUGCUGCUCGGGUGGAAUCCAGGGCUUUCAGCCUCCCAGCGCAGUCUGUCUCUAGCGGCGGCAGCAGUGGCGGGGGAGGCGGUGGCAUCAGCAGUGGCAGCAGCAGCGGCAGCAGUAGCAGCAGCAGCGGAGCAUCCACUGUGGGCACCGCUGCCCAGACAAUGACUACAGCGAUUAGCUGUCUGAUGGGAAGAGUGUUGCUCUUGGAAAUAUUUAUGGCUGCAGUUUUGACUUUGAACAUAAAUCUAGGUAAGCGCAGUUCGUUUUUUAUGUCAUGAAUGUCUCCACAUACUGAGCUACCAGGAAAUGGUUACUUAAUAAAGACAGCGCACCACACUUGUGCAUGGUAUCACUGUGGACUCGAAGACAUGGUCUCAGCCAGUGAGAAAGUAAUAACCUCCAGGAAAUGUUACUCACUUUACCUGGUGGCACAGAGGAAUGUGAGGAAUGAGAAGUGCAGGUAAUGUCAGGACUCUUUUUCAGUUACGAGGGGCAGGAGCUUAGUUCGAAUUGGCUUGGGCAGUAACGUGAACUCACUUAACUGAGAAGUCCAGAAGUAGUCUAAUUUCUGCCUCCAUUAGACCCAAGGACUCAAAUGAUGUCUUCCAGAAGCUGUGUCCCUCCCAUCUCUUGGCUUCAUUCACUUUGGUAGUAGAUCCACUCCCAGGUAGGCUCUCCACCAACACCAUCAUCCCUCCUGGCAAAGUAGCACGAGCAUCUUCAUGUUUACAUUCUACCGGCCCAGCAGCUAAUGCAGAAGGAAUAAAACUCUUUCCCUAGCUUCUUCCUAUCCUACCUCAAUUAGUAAAUGAUAUUGUUCCUGGCAUUUUUUUAGAAUUUUUUUCCAGAUAAAAAUGUUAAUCAACAGCUUCUUCUUUGCUACUAAAUAAUCUUUCAUUCUUCAAUUAAGUCAUAAGAUGAUUUAAAACCCCUUGGUCUUGGUCCAUUCAAGGCGCUAUAACAAAAUACCACAGACUGGGUGGCUUAUAAACAGCAGAAAUUUAUCUCUCACAAUUUUGAAGGCUGGAAGUCUGUUCUGGCUGUAUCCUUACAUGGCAGAAGGGGUGAGGGAGUUCCAUGGUGUCUCUUUUAUUAGGGCACUAAACUCAUUCAUCAUGAGGGCUCCACCCUCAUGACUUAAGCACCUCCCAAAGACUCCACCUCCAAAUACCAUCACAUCAGGUUUUCACAAAUGAAUUUGAGGGGGAUACAUUCAGACGUUAGCAACCAUUAAUGAAAUGAAAUGCUGGUUUU
Molecule: messenger RNA, 13270 nt
Organism: Myotis brandtii (Brandt's bat)
Lineage: Eukaryota; Metazoa; Chordata; Mammalia; Chiroptera; Vespertilionidae
Gene: PKHD1L1
Product: polycystic kidney and hepatic disease 1 (autosomal recessive)-like 1
Exons: 74
Source: RefSeq, a predicted model, not a curated record